AUGUCAAAGAGACGAUCUUUACUAGAAGUCAAUCAACGAGAAUUACUUCAGAGGACACGAGGUGUUGAAAAUGGUAGAAUAAGAUAUAGAUCAUCCAAAAGGAUACAUGUCCAGGAGCAAGCAAAAAAGCAGAGAACACUUACGGAGUUUAACAUUCCUACCACAUCGGUCCUGACUGUGAAGAAUAAGAGACCAAUUUCUGAAAGGGUAACUGAGUCUAUUGAACUUCUCAGUGAUGAAGAAUCGCUUAAUGGUACCGAUAAGAAUAUACAAGCAUUCUAUACACAGGAAACUAAUACCAUUGUCAUUGAUGUAGAAGAUGGAGAUAGUAGUUUUUCCACUGAAUGUAAUGUGGUAGAUAAGUCGGAAGUGUAUGACGGAUGCAGUAAAUCACUAAAUCUAUCAAAUACAAAACCAUCUCAAAGGGAAUGCUAUAAUGAUGAUCAUCUCAAAAUAAAAUCAUCAACUGGGAGCAUAAACCGGGGACAUAACUUGAAGACUAGCAACAGUAAUUCAGAGAAGGGUGAAACAAAAACACCUAAUACUAGCCUCAUGAAAACAGAUCAUAGUGAUCGUGAUAUAAAAAACAUUCCCCAGCGAAACAUAACUACUAAACCAAUACUGGAAUGCCCUAUUUGCUCUAAGAAUCUGACUGGUAUGAAACUUUUUCAACGUGAAGCUCAUUGUGAUAACUGCUUUGAACAAAAGCCAUUAUCAAAUUUCAUUGAAGGCAGAUCUGCCAUGGUAUGUCAAUCUAAAAAGAUUCAAACUCAUUUGGAAUCUACAGUAGAGAAGGAAGUGGGUGAUAAACCAAAUCCUAUAAGUAAAUCAAAGAAUCCUCGAAGAAAUAGGAUCCCAGAGAGUUUUAAAAUUUUGACUUUUACAUCAGGUUACCAGAUUAUCGUGGAUGGUUUCACCUAUCCUUUAAAGGAGGAUAAUAAGAUAAAGGAUUUCUUUCUAUCACACUUUCACUCAGAUCAUUACAUUGGGUUAAAAAAAUCAUGGACCUCAGGCAAUUUGUACUCAUCUCCAGUUACUUAUGAGCUUUUAAAAUAUAGGUAUACACCUAAGAGAAAAACUAAUGAAGAUAAUGAAAAUAUCACAAAUUGCUUAAAAGCAUUAAAACCAUACAACCGGGUAUGGCUAACUGACACCAUUAGUGUAACAACCUUGGAUGCAAAUCACUGUCCAGGUGCAUCUCUCUUUUUGUUCGAAGAAUGGGACUCUAUGAAAACUGGAAUUUUGAAAACAAUACUUCAUACUGGUGAUUUUAGAAGUGAUGACAAACUAAUUGAGGAAGUCCUUAAAUAUACAAAUCAUAGAGAAAUAGACGAAAUUUAUCUUGAUACCACGUAUCUUCUCUCAACGUUUACCUUUCCUGCACAAGAGGAGUUACUCAAUAUGGUUGCCAGGUUUAUUGAAACAAUCAAUAACCCAAAUUUCCGACAAUCUUUCUUUGGAGAUAAACAAAAGUCCAUAUUCCAUUUUAUGAGUUUACCAUCAUCUAUAGAUAAAAAAUCAGAGAUACCUAUGCUUUACUUAGUUGGUACAUAUUCUAUUGGGAAGGAAAAACUGGCAAUCAAGAUAGCGGAAACCCUGAAUACUAAAAUUUAUGUACAAUCUAAUUCAAUCAAGAGAAAAAUGGUAAGCAUAUAUUGGGACCAAUGCUUUGACAACUCUCUACUGACUGACGAUCCAUCUGAAUCACAAAUUCAUCUUGUUUCUUUGAAGGUACUACGUGAUUUCAAUGCUAUUGAUAACUAUUUGAAGACAAUCAAAGAACUUACUGGUAAUAAAAUAAAAUACGAUAAUGUAUUUGGUUUUAUCCCAACUGGCUGGACGUUUGGAAAUAGGUACAAAAAAGACUUUCAAUAUGAUGGAGAACUGUCUUAUGAUGAUAACUUCAAACUCAGGGUAAAGUAUUGCAUGGAUUUGUUAAAACAAGAUGAAGCUAGGCCAACCCAGAAUUUUGCAGACGUAAGUAGCCUUGAAUGGUUGCGAAUGCAAUACAAACCCAGGGAGAGGUACCAAAUUUUUCGGGUACCCUAUUCGGAACAUAGCAGCUUUAGGGAGCUCCUAAAGUUUUGUAUUUCAGUACCUAGUAAAAAUAUCAUUUCAACAGUCAAUGUUGACAAUGGUGUCAAUAGUGCUGAAACCAGUGAGUGGUUUAAGGCGUUCAAAUAUAUUCGUAAUAAACUUAGCAACAAUUAA
Molecule: messenger RNA, 2211 nt
Organism: Nakaseomyces glabratus
Lineage: Eukaryota; Fungi; Ascomycota; Saccharomycetes; Saccharomycetales; Saccharomycetaceae
Gene: PSO2
Product: DNA cross-link repair protein PSO2
Biological process (GO): double-strand break repair via nonhomologous end joining; interstrand cross-link repair
Molecular function (GO): damaged DNA binding; 5'-3' DNA exonuclease activity
Source: RefSeq, a predicted model, not a curated record